AUGGAAUACGUCAUGAUCACCGCCUAUGGGGCUUUUCACAUGACAUCGCUUAUCGACAUCAGGCACAUCUCGUUCAUGUGUUAUCCGCGUACUUGCUCCGGCGAAUGCGAACCUUUGGACCCGGCCAACUUUGCGAAGGGGUCCAAGUUCGAGCACUGCCGUGCUUAUGAAUAUCAACAACGUCGGGUGCGCAAUUUAUAG
Molecule: messenger RNA, 201 nt
Organism: Strongylus vulgaris
Lineage: Eukaryota; Metazoa; Nematoda; Chromadorea; Rhabditida; Strongylidae
Source: the annotation of a GenBank genome assembly